CAGUUCUAAGUGAAAAAUAAGAUUGUUUUGCCUUCGCAUUGCAACUGAAUAAAAAUGGUAUACUUUUUAUUUGUAAAGUACUUUUAUUUAUAAAUAGGCAUAAUUGUUAAUUAAAUAUCAAAAAAAAAUUUGCAUGUCUCUAUUUCGAGUUUUGAUACCAUAUCAUAUCACCGGCCUAAUUUCAGUAAAGUUCAAUUAUCUGAUCGUAGUGAUCGUAAUAAUAAUAGAACGUUAUGUGGGGAUCUGAACACAUCUUCUAAUGCGCUAAUUACUUUAUUAAUGUAUCACUAACGCAGACCGUUCCGUGUAGUAUAAAUUGUCAACUUCCUAAUUCAACAUUUAAUAUUUUGCCUUGGCUGUAAUUAUGAACAUUCGUUUUAGUCAAAGGGAUCAAGUAGCGUCAGUAUUCGUGCGGUAACAUUAUUGAAAAUCACUUUGUUAUUCGAGCACGGUUUUUUCGGAGUCCAAUUCAGCCAAUUUAAAUUUGUAAUGAGAAGUCAGUCUUAGGGAGUAAACAAACGAAAUAGGAUCGUUCUGAAAGACAAUAUGAGUACGAAAGAGAUUGUCUUGCCGCUUGUGAUUGUGCAAAUAGUUCUUUUGAUUUUAUUUUGUGUAUUCGGGAGAUAUGCACCACCAGGAGGGGAUGAAAAAUAUCCAUUGUUUCAGGAUGUCCACGUCAUGAUAUUCAUCGGUUUUGGUUUUUUAAUGACGUUUCUGAAGCGGUAUGGGUACAGCAGCGUUGGAUUUACAUUAUUAUUGGGAUCUUUCAUAAUUCAGUGGGCUAUACUUUGCCAGGGAUUCUUCGAACUCAACGCAGACUAUAAAAUUGAAAUAGGGAUCGAAAGUAUUUACCGAGCCGAUAUAGCUGCAGCAAGUGUACUAAUUUCAGUGGGAGUUGUGCUUGGAAGAACCACCGUUCUUCAUUUGCUCAUUAUGGGUUUGAUUGAAAUUGUAGUAUUCUCAGCCAACUCAUAUCUUGGAACAAAGGUCUUGCAGGUCGCAGAUGCAGGUGGUUCGAUAUUCGUUCACGCUUUCGGCGCUUACUUCGGUCUAGCCGUUAGUUACGUGCUGAACAGGAAAAAGAAGAAUAAGGAAGGAAACUCGGAAACAGCCGCUUCCUUAGCAGAAGCUAACUACACAUCAGACUUGUUUGCCAUGAUAGGUACUGUGUUCCUAUGGAUUUAUUGGCCAAGCUUUAACGCCAUAGAAUUGGAAGGUAGCCAAAAGAGCACUGCCAUCGUCAAUACCUACCUUGCACUAGCUGCCUGUACGGUCACAGCUUUCGCAGCUUCGACGUUGUUAACACAUGAGAAGAAGUUCGACAUGGUUCAUGUUCAAAAUUCAACUCUAGCUGGUGGUGUUGCGGUGGGAGCUGCAGCCAAUCUCAUGAUUCAACCACUCGGAGCUGUAACCAUAGGAAUAAUUGCCGGAGUUAUUUCGGUUUAUGGAUACAGUCGAAUAUCGCCAUUGAUAGAAAAGCGUUUGGGGAUUCCAGACACUUGCGGAGUCCACAAUCUCCACGGAAUGCCUGGUGUCUUAUCUGGUCUUCUUAGCGUAUUGAUGGCAGGAAUAGCAACUGAGGAGUUGUACGGAAUAAACUUAUACAGUGUAUAUCCCGCUAGAGACGGAACAACUGCUCGCAAUGCAGGAGAGCAAGCUGGAUAUCAACUCUUUGGGUUGGCCAUAACUGUCGCCGUUGCUGUUGGUACCGGAUUAUUGACAGGAUGUAUUUUAAGCGUCACCAAAACACUUCCUGCACUAUUAGAAUACAACGACGCCGCACAUUGGGAACUUCCUAAAGAUGUGGUAAUAGAUGUAGUGAUAGAAAAUCAUACAAGCAAACAUUACGACAACCCCAGUUUCGUCGCUUCAGUCACAGAUGGCGCCACAGCAGAACCUGAGUAGCCAUUGUAUAAUAUAAAAUUGUUCAGUGAAAAUUACUGUUUCUGUAAAUAGUAUUUAUAGUUAUAAGAACAUUAUCAGUCGUUCUUUACAAAUCUGUUUUUGUUAAAAUUAUAUUUAUAUUUAUGUCUA
This is a messenger RNA of Diabrotica virgifera virgifera (western corn rootworm), 2034 nucleotides long. RefSeq names its product ammonium transporter Rh type B (gene Rh50). Gene Ontology annotation, cellular component: plasma membrane. The record is from RefSeq and is a predicted model, not a curated record. NCBI's taxonomy places the organism in Eukaryota, Metazoa, Arthropoda, Insecta, Coleoptera, Chrysomelidae. Gene Ontology annotation, biological process: ammonium transmembrane transport; ammonium homeostasis. The transcript has 7 exons. Gene Ontology annotation, molecular function: ammonium channel activity. The coding region runs from base 547 to 1905 and encodes 452 amino acids.